This is a messenger RNA of Trematosphaeria pertusa, 1056 nucleotides long. RefSeq lists its product as uncharacterized. The transcript has a single exon. The record is from RefSeq and is a predicted model, not a curated record. Lineage: Eukaryota; Fungi; Ascomycota; Dothideomycetes; Pleosporales; Trematosphaeriaceae. The coding region runs from base 1 to 1056 and encodes 351 amino acids.
AUGAACACCGAGGAUCCGGGCAGUACCGAGUUGAGAUUACUGGAUGCCUACCUAUGCCUACCCAAUCCAGAGCUGCGAAUCAACGCACUCUCUUCCAAGGCGGCUAGUAAGCGCGAAACCGAGUGGGAACAUGUCGAAAGUUGGACGGAAUGGACAGACUUCAACCCUGACGAGAUACUCCGGAAGUUCCUGAAUGACGAAGUCGCUUUUGCGGAUCCCUGUCAACUCCAGCGUGCAGAGUGCUCUAUUUACAGUGAACGUUGUCUGGAGCACGUCCUGUCAAAAUGGCACAAUAUGGUUGUCAACAAUGCCUUACAACAUAUCUGCAGCAAGUUGGGGGUUGAUAAAAUUAGUUGGGUGCCUGGUCGACACGGGGAUGGAGUCAGGCCUGACUGGAGUGGCGUCAAAGAGGAGGAGGACUCUACCAGCCUUGUUCCGGGGGAAACGAAACUGCAAAACCCUAAGUCCGCCAAACCACUACCGAAAGAGUGGCCGACUGAAGAGAGCACUGGGGAGCAUACGGACUUCAUAAGCUUCCUUUCCCAAGCCGCCACAUACAGUAAGAUGGAAAAAUCGAGAUACGCUUAUGUGAUCACCAACAUGGAGCUUGUCGUCAUGCGACUGUCUAAGGAGACAUCAACAAUACCCACCAGGCCAUCAGGAACUUCCAGGCGUCUCUCAGCAGAGAGCAACCAACUUCAGGGAGGAAAUAUGCAGCCGCCUUCCUCUUCGCCACCAGCAGCACACGAUCAGGAUGACGAGACAGGAGAGGAUGAAUUGCCCCAGACGCAGCAGUCUAUCCAGUCUGAAGAGGUCCCACCCUUCUCACCACCCCAUGAACCCCCAUCAGCAUCUGAUUACGUUCCAUCCUCAAGCCCAGUUGCCGAAUUGGUACACCCCGAAAUAGCGCGGUUCGCGUGGACGGCAUCUACGGUAACGAUAACCAAAGCGCUUGUCGCCAUCCACAUCCUUGCAGUUCUACAGAACGAGCGCCGCGAAAAGUACGACAAGGUUACUGAGGACUACGACUACCGGGAGCUCUUUGUCUCACCUUGA